This is a messenger RNA of Caenorhabditis remanei, 1392 nucleotides long. RefSeq lists its product as uncharacterized. NCBI's taxonomy places the organism in Eukaryota, Metazoa, Nematoda, Chromadorea, Rhabditida, Rhabditidae. Gene Ontology annotation, cellular component: cytoplasm. The transcript has 7 exons. Gene Ontology annotation, biological process: UDP-alpha-D-glucose metabolic process; glycogen metabolic process. The record is from RefSeq and is a predicted model, not a curated record. Gene Ontology annotation, molecular function: UTP:glucose-1-phosphate uridylyltransferase activity. Bases 1 to 1392 code for a protein of 463 amino acids.
AUGCCGUCUAAACAAGAGCUUAAGGAAAAUCUGAUCAACUUUUUCAGUCGCCAGGAGGACCAGUCGGAGAAAGCCCGGAAUGAUGCUGACAUUUUCUGCGGCUUGUACAGUCAAUUCAUUGAAGAGCAACACUUCAUCGACUGGAACGCUUGGAAAUUCCUGGAUGCGAAACGCCAAGUAACGCUCAAAGAUCUUCCAACAUUUGAUGAGAAAAGAACCAAUAUUCUCAACAAACUCGCUGUCAUCAAGUUGAAUGGAGGGUUGGGUACUACCAUGGGGUGUACCAAGGCGAAAUCAUUAAUUGAAGUCCGAGAGGGAUAUUCGUUCAUGGAUUUGGCUGUUUUGGAGCACCAGAAAAUGUGCGAAACCUUCGGUGUAGAUACACCACUGUACCUCAUGAACUCAUUCUACACUGACGAUGACACUAAAGCGUAUCUCGCCGAAAAAGGAUACAACAAAGUGAAGACGUUUGUUCAGUCCAAAUGUCCAAGACUUGACGCUGGCACCAAUCUGCCAAUCGAAGAUGACACACAGCAAUGGGGAGAUGAUGCAUGGUGUCCACCAGGACAUGGAAAUAUUUUCCAAUCUCUUCAAAACACCGGCGUCCUUGACCAACUCAUCUCUGAGGGACGUGAAAUCAUUUUUGUCUCUAACAUCGACAACACCGGAGCCAACACAAGCUUUCAAAUUGUUCAACUCAUGAUUGACCAAAACGUGGACUACGUUAUGGAGUGCACCCAAAAGACCCAUGUUGAUGUCAAAGGGGGCACACUCAUUGAAAUAAACAACCAGAUGAUGCACCUGGAAAUGCCACAAGUUCCACCAGAGAAUCUUCCAGACUUUUGUUCAACUAAGGUUUUCAAAAUUUUCAACACUAACAACAUCUGGGUCAAUCUUAAUGCUGUUAAGAAACUUCUUCCUGACAUCAAAAGUGAAAUCAUCGUUAACAAAAAAAACGUCCGUGGGCGUGAAGUCCUCCAAUUGGAGUUUUCGAUCGGAGGAUGCAUCAAAAACUUUCCUAAUGCACUGUGUGUUCACGUUGAACGCAAUCGUUUCCGUCCUGUCAAAAACCUGGGAGAUCUGCUCUCACUUCGUUCUUCUCUCUGCGAUUUGGACCGUGAAACCUUCAAAAUCCAUCAUAACCACGAAAUGGGUGUCCCUCCAGUCAUCAGUUUGGACGCCUCUAUCUACACAAGUGUAGAUGAAGUGGACAAGCGAUUCCCUCACUCACUCAUCAUGAAACACUGCACAGAAUUCAAUGUGGUGGGUGAUGUACACUUCGGGAAGAAUAUUCAACUUACUGGAAUAGUCACCGUGGAGAGUAAGUCGGAGAAGCCUGCAACCGUUCCAGAUAACACUGUUCUCAAGGACGAAAACUUCAUUGCAAAGUGA